Messenger RNA from Ahaetulla prasina, 2216 nucleotides. RefSeq lists its product as uncharacterized. Bases 181 to 1911 code for a protein of 576 amino acids. The transcript has 2 exons. NCBI's taxonomy places the organism in Eukaryota, Metazoa, Chordata, Lepidosauria, Squamata, Colubridae. The record is from RefSeq and is a predicted model, not a curated record.
GUGACCCUGCAGAGCCUCUACUCUGUUCUUCGGCUGGCUCUUCUGCUGCCUAUUAAGGCCUUCAGUCUGUUUGUAAUUGAAAUAGGCCUCGCCUUGGGCCUCUAGAGGCUUACAGCCAUCUCAUCCAGGCCUUGACCACGUGUAUUUAGAGGCCUAAACCAACGGUCACAGCCUUCCAAGAUGGCCGCCGUUCCCUCAGCCCGGCCUAGUAAGAGAAAGCAACAUCAGACUAGCCCAAUACCAGGGCCUAGUUCUUCCAGUUCUCAUGCCCCUUUGAGAUCAGAGGCACUACAAUCCUCUAUUUCCAAGCCCCAAAAGGCAAUUUCCAAGACUUCUGAAAAGAAAGCCCUGCAACGCCAAAAAGCUAUGGAUCGGGCUAUUGCAAGGGCAGUGAGGGAAUCCUCUGAUCUUAUACAAGAACAGCAGUCCACCACCCCACCAGUUCAGUCCUCUGUGCAGGCUUCUGGGGUUCCAUUGAGUUCUUUAUCACCGGAUGGUUCUGUAGCUUCAUCCCUGCCACGGCCUUCCACUGAUUUAUUCUGUCCUAUCUCCAUAUCUGAGGUGGAGGGUUUAUCUGCAGCCCCUCCAUUACAAGAUUCAGCAGCUGUGUCUUCCAGGGCCACAAUUCCCAAAGGGCCAGUAAGUCAUCAGGAACCUGGUCCAGUGCCUAAUGACCCUGCAGCUAUGGCAGAUAUGAUCGCAGCUGCUGUUCAGAGGGGCAUUACUGCUUCCAGGCAGACACGAACCCAUUCAUGGGUUUCGGAUUAUGCAGCAUCCCAAACUAGUCACGAUUUGGUGCAUGACUACACCACAGCUCAAGCUGAAGAUUUCCAGGUUCAUUCCCCAUCUCAGGCUUCACUAGUGGAUGAAGGGGACCUCAGGGAUCAGAACCUCUCUGAGGAUGAGGAUUUGGUCCCAGACCAACCCUCCUUUGUGGGUCUCUUUAACCCACAACUAUUUCGGUCCUUGUUACACAAGGCCAAGGUCACCACCCGGCUGGGGGUGACCCGAACUGCCCCAGACCCUACCUCGGAGGCCACAGAUCCACCCUUGGACUUGUUUUCAGUUCCUGUGGUUGAGUCAGAAGAGGUGCCUGCCCCCAAACUUUUUGUGGAGGUCGUAGAUAGACAAUGGACCACUCCUAUAGCUGGUCCUAAUCCCAAUGCCUUGGACCGCCGCUUGUAUAAUUUGGAACCUAACUUCCUUAAAUUAUUGCAGAUCCCCACAGUUGAUGCCCCAGUGGUUGCAUUAGCAGGACCAUCUGUGGUAACAGGACCUCCAGAGGAAACCCUUCGCCCGGAAGACAAGCGUGCCGAGCAAACCCUAGUUAAAAGUCAUCAGGCAGCAGCCUGGGCCGUUAGGGCCUCUUCCUCUGCCUCUUUCUUUAAUCGGGCUGCCCUCCUGUGGUUAAAGCAGUUGCGUGAACGUUUACCAGUCACUGACACUUGGUCCCAUCAGGACCUAAACAAGAUUAUAGCUGCCAUUGAAUACUCAGCCGAUGCCACCCUAAACGCUUCUCGAUUUGCUGCUAAAUCGAUUGGCUCCACAGUAUCUUCACGCCACCUUCUUUGGCUCAGGCGCUGGCAAGCUGACGCCAAGAAUAAGUGGUGGUUGGCCUCAGCCCCGUAUUCGGGGACCUCACUUUUUGGAGCUGCCUUGGAUCCCUUACUUAUAGAGACCAAGGACAAACGCAAGAUCCUCCCAAGCACGUCCCGACGUUCAGACUCUAGACCCACCCCCUAUUUUCGUCCCUUCAGGAUGGCUGAUUCUAACUUUGGAACUUCCAGAACCCAACGGUCCUUCUCCCCCAGACAGGGUAGACAGGAUAGACAGGGAGGUCAGGUUCAGAGGGGUUCCUUCAAGCGGCCCUUUCGGGGGGGAAGAGGUCGCUCAUUCAGGCGCUCACAUUGACUGCUUGUCCAUCCAUCCCAUUGGGGGCAGACUGGCUCUCUUCACCAGCCAAUGGGAGGAUUCCACCACGGACUCUUGGGUCAGGGAGACGAUCAGGUCGGGUCUCUCCCUGGAAUUCCUCUCCACCCCUCCGAGUCACUUGGUCAGGUGCCCGUUAUCUCGCGACCCGAUGAAACGGUUUCUCGUGGCAUUGGCCAUAAAACACCUUCUCUCAAUUCAGGCCAUCCAACCGGUGCCACGGGACCAGCACGGUCAGGGUUUUUACUCCCGACUGUUCAUAGUCCCAAAGUCCUUGGGGGGAUGGA